ACUCUCUCUCUAGAUCUUCUAGUGUCUCUAAGGAUUAUAAGAAUCCUAGAUCUUUUCGUGUGCAUUUAGUCGGAAAAUAAAAAGAAAAAUUAUCUUGACCCUCGUUUGCUUGAGCGUAUUUACUGUCUUCUUUUUCUUCGGCGUAGCCUAAGGCUGUGGAUUGUUCCUAUUUGUUAAACUAUGCAUCAAGCUUAGGAAAUCUAUAACCAUGGCUGAUUUUCAUUUGGUCCCAGAGUUAACACGGCACCGCCACACUGUACCAGCCAUAUCCGAUGAUUUCUACAAUUAUAUGAAGUUGAUAAAGAAAACUGACCCGGAAAUCAUGUCUAAACUUUUGCCUAUUCUACGCACAAUACCAGACUCCGGCAUCCAACUCGUUAAUACCAAGUUCACAAAUUAUGCAAUUUGGAUUAAAAAACAGAGUCGAAGGGAAAAGAUAACUUUGGACAAACAGUAUGCUGUUUUGCAAUAUGAUGAUGAACACGAAAUAGUUUGGGCUGUCAUAGCAGCGAAGUUGUUGAGUAUUGUAAAACAUAGACCGGAGAGCAUCUUAACUGAUUACUCAGCCCAAUAUAUGCUUGAUUUCGCUCCUCGCCCGAGAGAGGCGCAGAUAAAACAUCGGCGUACUUGUUGCAAACCUCUUAGCGUACUGGAUGGGCUGAAGUAUGGAUUGAAGAAUAACUUACCCAGAGAACAAGAUUGGAAAUAUGCAGGAUGUAGGGAUAUUUGCAAACCAACGGGCGUUUCACUCUUCCGCAUGGUAGGAGACUUGAGACCAACAAAAAGACUGAGCGCUGCUUUGUCCGCAUUGAGAAUGAUACCUGUUGCGGCUCAGUUGCAUGUAUUUGAGCCAGAUAUUGACAUCGUUGGAAAUGAAAUUUAUCGUGGACCAAAGUAUUUUGAGUCUAAGUACGUGGGACUUAGAGAUGUGAUGAUUUAUGGUACUGACAUAGUGGAUGAGGAGCUGGUUGCGGUGGUAAACUUCCCUUACAAAAGAUUGAAAGAAUUGCGUGUCUUGCUAGAUGUGAUGCUAGUCCAGACACCAAGAGAGGAUGAAACUAAUGAUCCCUUCGAAGAACUGGAAAAUCCCACUUGUUUGCUUACAAAAUUCUGUAUCUUACUAUGACCAUAACAUCCACACUACUCCCCAUAUGGUGUUUUCAUACAGUUCUCUGUGAUAUUGUCGACGACGUGUUCUACUGCUUAUUUUUCUAAACUAGUUUUUGUAAUGGAUUUUCUUAUAUUUCCUAAAUUUGAGAACCUUGAAGUUUGCAUGUUA
This is a messenger RNA of Brassica napus (rape), 1279 nucleotides long. Its product is annotated as protein HEAT-INDUCED TAS1 TARGET 2-like. The transcript has 6 exons. The record is from RefSeq and is a predicted model, not a curated record. Bases 209 to 1126 code for a protein of 305 amino acids. NCBI's taxonomy places the organism in Eukaryota, Viridiplantae, Streptophyta, Magnoliopsida, Brassicales, Brassicaceae.